GUCAGUUGCUUCAUUGUUCAAACAGUUUUUCAACCCCGUCCCGAACGGAGGUGUCUCGCAGGUUGCUCGCGUCCCCGUUUUUUGUUGAUUUUUUUGGUUAUACACACGGUGCCGCGAUGAGUGCGUACGCGGGGGUUUAGCGGUGGUUUAGUGCUAAGAAGAAGGAAAAAACCCGUUUUCCGUCUUGCAAGCGCACCGAAAGACGGCAGACCGAGCAAAUCGAGUUACGCGCGGGAGUCCCGGGAGCGUAGAAAGUGGCUGCACGACAAACCAACUCCAACAAGUGAUCCAACUCCAGUGCUUCCAGCAGCCAAAAAGGUUCUAACCAUUUUCGUGAUAGGUUGUUUUAGCAAGUGCUUUGCACUACACCGGCAUAUUACCGGAGGUGAAAAUUCUGUGCAAAGGCAGUGUAGUGUGGAAACAGGAAUUACGUCGUUCUUACGUCGUGUGUGUUGUGAUUGCGACUCCCGUCGUUUACUGCUCCCGUCUGCGUUGAUAGCUCCCGGAAGGUUGCUGGUAUAUUGUUUUCUGUUUAGUUUAAGGGCCACCAGGGCAGUGUGAUAGUGUGCGCGUUUGUGCUCCGAGUCCCAAUCGCUCUCUUCGGGAAAUUCCAGCAGUUCCUUCGACAGGUGUUAUUGAAAUCUUGCUCAUCAAUGCGCUUGUGCAUCCGUCCUUGAAACUGGCGAAGAGAAAGGGAGUCUGUAGCAACCGCACACACACACACACACACACGCGCGCGCACUCACACGCAGGCACAUGUUGCUGCAAAUGCAUGCAUCUCCGGUCAAGCAAAGGGGCACACCACAUCCUUAUCAUCGUGUAGUUUUUUAAAGCAACACGAAAACACGAAUCCAAACAUCACAGAGAGAAUAGGGAAUGUUUGCCAUCAUUUGAUGUGCUUUUUUUUGGAUGCUGCGAAGAGUGAAAAGCAAAACAGUGCGAUAAUUAUUCCGCUGGGUGUGAAGAGGAAGCCAAUAGCCAGCGGUUGCUGCGACUUUGUUGAUAGAAUUCUGAACAUCUGCCAAAGCACACGGUCCCGUCGUCGUCUCGUCACCUCGUCAUCGGAAAUGUCAAGCAGCUGUGUGGCGUGUGUGGCAUCGAAUUUUGAUUGAUAUCUCGGCUAAACGAGAAUAGAGAAACCAGGAAAGGAAGCGGAAAAUUAGUAAACACUAACAAAACCCGAACCAGAAUUGAGAAGGCGCAACCCGGAAGCAGCGUGCGACAGCGCCGAAUGUCUCGAUGAUCGUACUGGGCGGAAGGAAGGCAUCUCGUUGCUACUGUAGCUGACCGGGAGCGAGCGAGAAAGAGAGAGUGAACAAGAAGCCUGCUUUAAAAGGCAGGGAGCGGCAAUACACCGCAAGGUAGCGUUAGGUAGCGGCGGGCACAAUGUUCUUCCGCGGCGGGCUCAGCAUACGGCGCAAUCUGUACACGCGCGUGCUGCUGCUGCUGGUGCUCGGGCUGUUCGUGCUGUUCUACUUCAAGAACCUGAACGGCUCGCCGAACUCGCUCGGCAGCCCGGCCCUCGAGCAGGCGAAACCGCUGGCCCAGCUCGGGCUGGAUGUGAACCGGCUGGAGUUGCUGGCGGCGGCCGAAGCGGCCGCCGGCGGGCCCCUUAACAAGGGCAACCUGCUGCCGGCCCUGCCGCCGAGCGGAGACGCCCUGUUCGAGCGGCUCGUGCUGGCCGACCUGGCCAAGCAGCGGCCCGGCCUCGGCAACAAUGGCGAGGGCGUCGAGCUGACGGGCGACGCGAAGGAGAUCGGCGAAAAGCAGCUGGCCACGAUCGCACUGAACGAGGAGCUGAGCGAGCAUCUGAGCUACAACCGAACACCGCCGGACGGUCGGCAUCCGGCCUGCAAGCGCAAGCACUACGACCUGGCCGGCCUGCCCUCGACCAGCGUCAUCAUCAUCUUCUACAACGAGCCGUACUCGGUGCUGCUGCGCACGGUCCACAGCGUGCUGAACACGGCCGACGGGCGGCUGCUGCGCGAGAUCAUUCUCGUCGACGACGGCAGCACCAACGUGGAGCUGAAGGGCAAGCUGGACUACUACGUCCGGACCCGGCUGCCGGCGAAGGUGAAGGUGCUCCGGCAGCGACAGCGGGUCGGAUUAAUAAGGGCACGGUUAGCCGGUGCCAGGCUAGCGAAAGCCGACGUACUAGUCUUCCUCGACGCGCACUGUGAGUGUAUGGUGCAGUGGCUGGAACCACUGCUCGAGCGGAUCAAGGAGUCGCCCACGAGCGUCCUGGUGCCGAUCAUCGAUGUGAUCGAGGCGAAAAACUUCUACUACAGUACCAACGACUACAAUGAUUUCCAGAUUGGUGGAUUCACCUGGGACGGCCACUUCGAUUGGCAUGAUGUGACGAAGCGCGAGCGGGAGCGGCAGAAGCGCGAAUGUGCGGAGAAGGAUCUGGAGAUCUGUCCGACGUACAGUCCUACGAUGGCGGGUGGGUUGUUUGCGAUAGCGCGCGAUUACUUCUGGGACAUUGGCAGCUACGACGAGCAGAUGGACGGGUGGGGUGGCGAGAAUCUGGAAAUGUCCUUCCGGGUGUGGCAGUGCGGUGGUACACUGGAGACGAUUCCUUGCUCGCGCAUCGGACACAUCUUCCGCGAUUUCCACCCCUACUCCUUCCCCAAUGAUCGUGACACGCACGGUAUUAACACGGUACGGAUGGCGAUCGUAUGGAUGGAUGACUACGUCGAGCUGCUUUACCUGAAUCGACCGGAUCUGAAAGAUCAUCCCGAGCUCGGUGACGUUACGCACCGGAAAGUGUUGCGCGAAAAGCUGCACUGCAAAAGCUUCGACUGGUACAUGAAAAACGUGUACCCGGAGAAGUUCAUCCCGACGCGCAAUGUGCGCGCAUUCGGACGGUUGGCCUCCCAGGCGGACAAUCUCUGCCUCGACACGCUGCAGCAGAAUGCGGACAAGCCGUGGAACCUUGGUAUCUACACCUGCUUCAAGCCGGAAGUGUCCGCAUCGCAACUGUUUUCGCUAACGAAACGCAACGUGCUGCGGAACGAGCGCAGCUGCGCGACGGUACAGGCAAGCAAGUCGGAAUCGAAGUUCGUCGUGAUGAUACCGUGCAUCGAUGAUGAAGAUAUCGACGAUACGUGGGAGUUUACCGAGCAUCGGCAGCUGCGCCACAAGCAGUCGGGCCUGUGCCUGGACAGUAGCGACCUUUCGACGAAGAGCUACGUGCACGUGGCAACGUGUCAUCCGGGAAUUAAAACACAAAAGUGGGAAUUUCAACAUGAGUAGACACGGGAGGGGGUCGAUAGAGCGAUUGGUAUUGUUUUAUUUGCGCCCACAACCGACAGGCUCUAGUGUAUGUGUGUGUGUGUGGAAGGGAAAGCUGGAACUGAUGCUUCCUCUUGUUGUGAGUGGUUGCCAGCUUGAUGCAAGUAUGACUUUUUCGUGAAUGUUUGCAUCUUUUAGGUAUGCAAUAAUGGCCAGGAAUCAGGAAUCUGUUUAAUGGCCGCAUGUAUGUGCGUGCGUGUGUGUGAGUGUAUUUUGUUAUCUGUGUACGCAACCCUAAGAGCUCCUCAAUCGGUAAUGCUAGGCGUCAAACAUAGAACACUACUACCACUGACUAAACAUAAACGACUACUCGGCUACCCGAGUAAGAGUACUUCGACUGGAAGCAAAACAAUAAUACCUCGUUAAGGUUGAUAGCGUAAAAAUCACAAGCUUAACUCCUGCGUGCGUUGUGUAAAGCACGUGCGCAAUAGUGUGAGGAACGGGGCAAGGAACGAACGAUAUCGCAUGGCUUAGCUAGGAAAAAGGGAUAAACAGGAAGGGUAUUAAAUAUGGGCAAGAAAGCAUUAAGGAAUAUUCUUUCGACCGUUGCUGGAAUUGCAAACGGGUCGAAUGAAGGUGGGAAAAUAUGCCGGCAUUAGUAAAGUAUUGCAAUUGAGGAAAGGUGGAAAGAGGUGCAAAACAUCAUCACAACGUUGUUACCAACGGAAUUGUUGUUAGAGUAGGUCUCGGCAACUACGUGUGAGCAAAAAAAAAAAAAAACUAUCGACUGGCCAAACUGGAUGUGCAAAAUGUAAAAUUACAGCUUUUCCAGCUAACUUAAAGGGUGGAACAGAAGGAAAGGGGGAAAGAUUUUUAGAAACUGUGCUCCGACAACCAUUACAUUGGCCUAGCGGAUAUUAUUUGGUAAGACUUAUUUCGACAGCUAUUGCUUCCAUAUUUACUCGUAGACUCGGCCUGAAUCGUUUUCGAAAGGGAAUAGAAAAACAUCCGCUCAAAUACUAAAGGAUAAUAGGAACAGUUGGUAAAAUUGUAAUUAUUUAAUGAGUCCAACUGUAAGGGAACUGACAAGUAGUACACUAAUUCGUUCACCAGAAUGGUUUAAAAUGCAUCACAUGUGCGAAACACAAGCAGAUAAAAACAUUCCUUCCGUAAAUUUAUUUGAUUUUAGAACGACUACAGCGAAAAACUAGGUUCCUCAAUUACUACUUCGACCGUUAGGGAUGUUAUAUGAUAUGAAAAAGGGUUUUUUUUUAUUGUAAGGCUAAUUAUUGUGAAUCUUUAACAUCACGCACCUAUAAUCUUGCUGUAGCUCAACCGAGCUUAAACUGAUCCUUUGCAGAAGCGUUUAAUAGUCACAUCACAGCUAGGAAAUUGAAGAAAAACAAACUAGAAUGCUAGGAAAUGGGAUACCGUACUUACACAGAUGAGCGUGGCCAAUAGCGCACAUUAUACAGCCAAUUAGCAAGAAGCGUAGAAUGCAAAAAAAAAAAACUAGAACUCGAAGGUGCCACAGAACUUAAGUUAAAACAGUGCCACGCGGCAUUACGCAAAUGCACGUGGUAAAUGCAGCAAAUGAAGCGUGUUGAUUAUUGUAUGUGGAUGGCAGUCAGAAUAUCCAUAGCUGUGUAUGCGGUAAAAGAGCGUGCUUAGUAUAAUGCUUAAGUUCUGCCAAAAUGCGCCAUCACAAAUGCCAAAUGAGCUUCUUCCUCCCAUGCAUCGAUGCGCAUCCACGAAGCGCGCUUGCUUAGUAAGAGGAACGUUGUCGUAAAGGAAUUGUAAAAACAUCACACAAAAUCAAAUCAAUUGUGCAGUGGAAAGAAAAUGGGGG
Messenger RNA from Anopheles merus, 5083 nucleotides. RefSeq names its product polypeptide N-acetylgalactosaminyltransferase 1 (gene Pgant1). Lineage: Eukaryota; Metazoa; Arthropoda; Insecta; Diptera; Culicidae. Gene Ontology annotation, cellular component: Golgi apparatus. The transcript is spliced from 5 exons. The coding region runs from base 1387 to 3255 and encodes 622 amino acids. The record is from RefSeq and is a predicted model, not a curated record.